Messenger RNA from Dujonia railenensis, 2109 nucleotides. The record is from the annotation of a GenBank genome assembly. Lineage: Eukaryota; Fungi; Ascomycota; Pichiomycetes; Serinales; Debaryomycetaceae.
AUGAGUGCCACUCUCUUUAAGUCCAAGCAAUUCAAAUCCAAGAAGAACCUUAAAGGGUUGUUGAUCAGUCCUCCCGUCCUAGCCAACUCUACAUCUGCACUUUUGCAGUCUGCACCUUUAAAGCAAACUGUUGUGUUGAGGGCUAUUUACGAUUUCAGAGCCGAAAGCGAAUGUGAGUUGACCGUAUCAUGUGGAGAUUAUCUCAAGUUACUAGACAAACCAGGCGACGGCUGGCUCUAUGUGCAAAUCUUAGAGAAGUAUGACUGCAAAGGAUUAGUUCCUGCAAGUUAUGUUGAUAUCGAGGUUAAUGACACUCAGAACCCAGUAACCAGGGACUGGUUGAACGAAAAGAGAAGCGAGGAAGUUGUAAGUCAGCAAGUAAGCGUACCCUCCUCCACUAAUACUUCUAACUUCACCACACCAAGGACUACGUUGACUCCAAUGUUGAAUUCGUCAACUUCGCCUAAAUUUUUCCAAGAGCUGCUGGGCCAGAACCUGCAACCUAGCCAAAAUACUCAAACUACACAACAACAACAACAGUCACACUUUCAGAACUAUAACUUGACUUCGUCCCCUAUGGGCACCAAGUCUACGUCUAGUAGUACCAAUGGAUCUCCAAGGAAACCCUCGGGUAAGAGCCAAUCACCAGUUGCUGCUAGUUCUUCCAGUGUCAACGUUGACAAUCUUAAGAACAGUCUCAAGAACAAACCAGUGCCUACACCCCUUCAGUUAAACACAAGUGCUCCUGCCACGGUGGAGGAUGACUUUGAUUUCUUCCAGAAGGAAUCUUUGAUUGCACCAUCACCUAUUACAUCCACGUUCAAGAUCCGUACAGUGUCCAUUACGAAUGUAUUACAAUACGAUAACAGGUUUUACUACCGUAUAGACUUCACUUUAGAGAACAAACUGAAGCGUUAUAUUAUGAAGACUUACCAAGAUUUCUACAACUUACACAUAAAUUUAUCUAUUUUGAAUAUCAACGAGAAGACUUUACCUAAGUUGCCGCAACCUAUUCGUAAACAAACCAAAUCGUCUUUGUUGAUCAGGUGUAAUGAGUUGAAUGUCUAUUUAAAUAAGUUGAUUAAAAAUGAAUUCUUUAAGACUUGUGAAGAAUUGAUAAAUUGGCUCACUAGCAAUUGGGCUGCUAACAAAUUGGAACACAGAAUGUUGGAGAAUAUGAUCAACGACGAUGAUAUUAAUCAGGUAUUGUUGCCCAACUCGAUAGAUAUGAUUAACCAGGGCAAGAGCAAGUAUUCAACCACUGCUCCACUUCCUCCCACUAUUCAUGCGAAUUCAGCAUCAGGCUUCGAGUUGCAACUGCCUGUCCGGGCUAACAGCAACGUGAAAUACUCCACUUACAUGAAUCAGAUGCCCCAGAGGAAGAAUUCUGUUGCAUCAUCUAUAAUAUCUGGAACUCCAGGAACUCCACGGAAACCUUUCCCUCACCUGAACAGCAGUAAUACAUUGGAACUGUACAGUAGUUUGAUCGAUAGGUACGAUGCAGCCGAACUGUUCACCAAUCAGAGUUACAAUAAUAGUUUGAGCAACCAGGUGAUUGAACAGGAAAAUGAAAAAUCCGAAGAAACAGGAGAAGAAAAGACACAGGAAGUUGUGGAAUCCAAGAAACAUAACUCCUCAUCGAGUGAUUCUGAUAGCUUGUUUAGCCAGCUGAAGAAUACAGGUGGUCCAACCACUCCAAUCAUGGAAAGCAAUACGUCGUUUGAGGAGAACAUUAACACAUCUCCAAUAACACCUGGAACUCCUCCUGUCAAUAAGAGAAACCUGCAGCAACCAGUGCAGCAAGCAGAAAUCAGGGAAAUCAGGAAAGAAAGUACAAUUCUGCCUACUAGAGUCAAACUUAAUGAAUUUGUGAAAGUAAAGGUUGUUCUUAAUAACCAAGAAGAGGAUAUCAUUGUACUUAAAGUGUUUAAGAGGGACUUGCAUCAUAUUGACGAUUUAAAGAGGAUUGUCAGUGAAAAAAUUUAUAAAGAUGCAAAUUUAAUUAAUCACUACAAGUUCGAGUUAGGAGACAUUACCGAUGAGUACGAAAUUAUGCAGAACUUACUCCAAAACAAUAAGGUGAACUUAAUGUUGAUUAGACUUAGGUAA